AAAGUACCACCUCUAAUUGGAAAUCAAAACAAGCGUCUGGAAGAAAAAUCGGCGCUUAAUUUUUGAAGAUUUUUAUUAAUUUCACUAAACUGAGUUUUAAAAUGGCAAUUAUUAUGACCGAAUCGAGUUACGAAAGGCGUGUUAAGGCUUUAUACGAGAAACAAAUUCGCAUGGAAGCCCUCGAGGCGAAAUUCAUCAAAAAAGUCUAUAAAUUCAACAGCAAUUUGUUGGAUGUCAAGGAAGCAGCUUGUCGCCAUCAGCGGAAAGUGGGAAAGUUGCAAAAAGUGAUCAUGGAGCGGCGGGAGGAGUUGGACAAGCGAGUUUCCUUCAUAGAGGAACUUGAUCGAGAACUGGAGGCCACCAAACUCCGCAGCUUGGCCAUGAAAGAUCGGAUUAAACAGCAGAAAAUGCUGGCCAGACAGCGCAAAAACGAAAUCAUGGAAAGCAUUCACACGCUGUCGAAGACAACAGGAACCUACAUAAAUCAAGAAGCGCUGCCGGCACGUGUGAAGGGUGUCACUGUACUCCGUGGCGAUAAACGCAACCAGUUGAUACCCUUUGAUCUGAAGUCGACCGAUGUGGAAGGACUGGACUCACUGUGCCAGCAUCUCGAGAGUCUAAAUGUCGACAUGGCGCAGUGGCAACAACUCAUCUCGCUGGCCAUGGACGUGGCUAUGGAGUCACGUGCUCCCACUACUCCGCCCAAGGAAGCGGCCAAUUGCAACUCCAUAAUUGAGAUUGAUCUCACAUCGCCGACGUGCCACAUCUGACUACCGAUUAACUGAUUUCCUUGGACUAAAGGGAAGCCCCCUUUCCAAUGGAGCAUUUUAGUUUGGCAUAAUAAAUAGCUCAAUAAGCAAGCGGCUUAUUUGGAUUACAGCAAUUAAUUUUAGCUCCUUAAGUACAGCUUGUAAAUUAUACAUCUACUAUUUACGAUAACUGUAUCUCCCUAAAUAUAUUUUUUCUUUUUUCUGAUA
Drosophila sechellia is the source of this 977-nucleotide messenger RNA. It is a transcript of the gene Spc25, whose product is annotated as kinetochore protein Spc25. Lineage: Eukaryota; Metazoa; Arthropoda; Insecta; Diptera; Drosophilidae. The transcript has 3 exons. The coding region runs from base 102 to 770 and encodes 222 amino acids. The record is from RefSeq and is a predicted model, not a curated record.